AUGAGUGGGCUCAAGGACCUGGUCCUGCCCUUCCGGAAGACACCUCUGGACGCAGGGACCGCCAUCCUCCCUGCAGGCCCGCGUCAGAAAGCGGAGCCUACCUGCCAAACAGAAAGCAGCCUCCAAGUCCUCAUGCGCCAGAUCGAGGUCUCCCACGGGGAGGCCAUGCAGCCCAGCCGGCUGCCCCCCAGCAUGCUGCCCCUCAUGUGGCAGCUCUACCCUGGCAGGCGGUACCGCGCCUCCGACUCCAGCUUCUGGCGCAUCGUGUACCACAUCGAGAUCAGUGGCAUCGAGGACAUGGUCCUUGAGCAGCUGCCAGACCCGUAG
Molecule: messenger RNA, 327 nt
Organism: Myotis davidii
Lineage: Eukaryota; Metazoa; Chordata; Mammalia; Chiroptera; Vespertilionidae
Gene: TCL1A
Product: T-cell leukemia/lymphoma 1A
Exons: 4
Coding region: 1-327 (108 amino acids)
Biological process (GO): positive regulation of peptidyl-serine phosphorylation
Molecular function (GO): protein serine/threonine kinase activator activity
Source: RefSeq, a predicted model, not a curated record